Molecule: messenger RNA, 5598 nt
Organism: Homalodisca vitripennis (glassy-winged sharpshooter)
Lineage: Eukaryota; Metazoa; Arthropoda; Insecta; Hemiptera; Cicadellidae
Product: poly(rC)-binding protein 3-like
Exons: 11
Coding region: 215-1429 (404 amino acids)
Biological process (GO): regulation of RNA metabolic process; regulation of gene expression
Cellular component (GO): cytoplasm; nucleus
Molecular function (GO): mRNA binding
Source: RefSeq, a predicted model, not a curated record
GUCGGUGGGUGGCACGACUGCUGCUCCUGCUCCACAGUUUAGUCCCAGUUGUCGACUGUAGAUGGGCAGCAGUUCUUGUGGCCCUCAGAGUCCCUGUCUUUGCCAUCGCCCUCCCAUCCCAGACCCGGACCCCCAAAACUGCAGUUGGACACAUUAGGUUGCUGCCAACAUUCACCUCAAAACUCUCCUGAUUGAGUGAUUACCUACCAACAAUAUGGAGACUGACAAGACAUUCCCAAGUGAUGACCCUAACGUCACCCUGACCAUCCGCCUCAUCAUGCAGGGCAAGGAAGUUGGCAGUAUUAUUGGCAAGAAAGGAGAAAUUGUGAAGAGGUUUAGAGAAGAAUCUGGGGCCAAGAUCAACAUAUCUGAUGGUUCAUGUCCAGAACGUAUAGUAACUGUUACUGGACCUACUAGUGCUAUCUUCAAGGCAUUUUCCUUGAUCUGCAAGAAGUUUGAAGAGUUCCAGGAGCUGCAAAAUGGUGGUGGGGGAGGUGGCGGUCCCCGGCCCCCCAUCACUCUGCGGUUGAUCGUUCCAGCGUCGCAGUGUGGAUCCCUGAUAGGCAAGGGUGGUUCCAAGAUCAAGGAAAUCAGAGAGGUGACUGGGGCCAGUAUCCAGGUGGCUAGUGAUAUGCUGCCUAACAGCACCGAGAGAGCUGUCACAAUCACUGGCACCAGCGAUGCCAUCACACAGUGCAUCUUCCACAUCUGCUGUGUCAUGCUCGAGUCGCCACCAAAGGGAGCUACAAUUCCAUAUCGGCCCAAGCCCCCAGUAGCUGGCCCUGUUAUCUUGGCAGGGGGUCAAGCCUACACCAUCCAGGGAAAUUACGCUGUACCCACACAUGGGGAUGUAAGUAGCCCCUGUCUGCCCCUGGGACCUCUCUAUCCCCCUGCGGGCCUGUGUGACCCACUGCUCAAGAACGGACACCUGCAAGCUGCUCUGCCCCCACAACACUUGGCCGCCGCUGUCGAAAUAAGCAAGAUGGGCGGGGGACCUCUGGCGGGGCUUGCAGCUCUUGGAUUGGGAGGACUCAACACGGCUAAUACUGGGCUCAACCCUGCAGCAUUGGCAGCAUUGGCUGGCAGUCAGCUAAGGACCAACAACCCUAACCGAAACCAACAGAACACCAAUCAACAGACCCAUGAGAUGACAGUGCCCAAUGAUCUCAUUGGCUGCAUCAUCGGCAAGGGUGGAACUAAGAUUGCAGAGAUAAGACAGAUUAGCGGUGCAAUGAUUCGUAUCAGCAACUGUGAGGAGCGUGAUGGUGGAGCCACAGAUCGCACCAUUACUAUCACUGGGAACCCAGAUGCCGUAGCUUUGGCACAGUAUCUCAUAAAUAUGAGGAUAUCAAUGGAGACUGCUGGAAUGCCGAUGCCAGGGUACCACUAUAUUGCCCCGAACCACAUUGUCAAGGCUCCUAUCCAUUAAUGAGCUGUGGUGCCCUUUCAUUCAGGAACCAUCACCACCUCAGUGGUUCCGUCAGGUUAUGUUAAUAUCUUCGGUUUUGGCCACACACAUUAAUCAAAGGAUGAAGAAGGGAACAAAACCAAAGAUUUGUUUGUUACUUUUUAUAAUUAUUAUAAACUAUUAUUUUGUGUUAAAUUACUGAUAUUUAUUUAUAGUAACUUUUGUUUGUUAUCGUAUUUGUACGUAUUUUUUACGUAGCUUCGUUUUUUGUGAUUUAUUUUUUGUUGAUUAUUAAAGAGUAUAUUGUGCUAAAGUAAUUAAUUGUUACGCUGUCUAAAUUAAUGUGAUCAGAGUGCAACAUGAAAUUUCAUGUAUCGGUUUGUAACUUAUUGUAGACUAUGCAUUUUCUCUGAAACAUUUUAAAUGUGCAAUAAAUAAAACUUGGUUCUCUUAUGUGUUAUUGUUCGAUAGUCUAGGCCUGGUGCGGUUCUGAGACCGCAGGAGGUAGUUGUGUACAUAUGAAAGUGAUCUGUUAGAAUUUAUUUGAAUCACCCAUAAAGACAUUGUUUUAAAUUGCCAUUUUUGUCUUCCUUUGUAAAUAUUCAUCUUCUUAAGACAAAUAAUCCAGGGAGCUGGAUUUUUUAAAUGACUUUUUGUAUAUUUGUCAAAACGAUACUUAGGGAACGUGGAAAGUUGUACAAAGGUUCAACAUGAUAGAUUAACGCAAUUAACAUUAUUUUAGUAGAGAUGUAUCAAAACCCAAACAGUAUCUUAAGGAUAUCUUGGAUUAACAUACUUGUGAUAAAUUCUAUUUUAAGUAAUAAUAACCCUAAGUUACAUUCUUAGACGUAUGCUUCCAGUAUGUAUCAAAUUAAACAAUAAUAUAUGUGCCAAAUUUAUUCAUGCUAUUAAAUAGCUAUCUAUUGAAAUUUUUGUAACUCAUGUGCCAAAUUUUAUUCCCGAUGCUCAUCAUGAAGAUUUGUUAAUACUCAGUACUGUACUUAUUGUAUCCUGUGAUUUAGUUGUGUACAUAGUCUUAUGUUCACCUCACCUAACAUAUCCGUUAAUCGAGUGUCGUAGUUAUUAAUUAAUCCGUUUGUUUUUGAAACUGCUCUGGAAAGGAUUUUUUUGAUCUCUGUAAUAUUUAUUAGGGACAAAAGAAAGACUCUUAAUUUUACUUUGAUUAGACAAUCAAUAGAAUUAGAAUAUCAGUGUUUGUGUUAGCAAUUUGUGUAACUUGGCAUUCUUAGCAUGUUGCUCUAUCUGACAGAUCAAUAAUAAUAAGAUGUGAUAACACUGUCAUCGGGCAUUACUAUGUUCGACUGUUCUGUACAUAGGUUAGCUAGUCUCGUCUCUGCAUGUUAUCAUGCUUUCAUGCUCAGUGGCUCGCUUGGACUCAGCUAAACCCUCUCUUUUUUUCUCAUCAACCAAAUUUUCAGGUAAUCUGCAACUGAGGCUGUGAAGAAGAUGAUAGGUAUUAUAAUGUUUUUCUUAUAUAUAUAUAUAAAUAUAUACAUUUUAAAUGUAUAUGAUAUUUUGAUAUUUUGACAAUAAUACACCUUCUGGAUUGUGGACUUAGAAGAGCAUUAAUCUAUAAGCUCUUGGAUUUUUAAUUAAAGAAAUAAAAAUUAAAUUAACAGGUUGAAUUGUACAAUGAUCUAAGACCAAAAGUUAUUUCCAUUCACGUGUAUAUGAUAUUGCACUUACUUACUUACUUUCAAGGUGGAGUCAAUGUUGAAUCAGAUAUUUAAGAAUUAAUCAUGUCUUCUAAGUAUUGGUUGAGUCAUGAAAUAACUCAAACGCUCUUGAAAGUACAGUAAGUAAACCAGCUAAUAAUUUAAUGUAAUUUUAGCUCAGAUAUACGUGAUAACUUGUUUUAAUCUGUUAUAAUAUCACGAUACUGAUACCAAAGGAGUUUCUUAUCGAAAGGUAGUAACAAGAUAUCAGAUCAAUGGUCCAUCAUAGAAGGAGUUAUUUUAUUUUUCUACAUAUUAUGGUUAAUGAAAGUUAUAUUUAUUGUACAAAUAAAUAAAUUAUCCCACACCUACAUUGAUUAACAAACCGGCUUGCCCUGAGCAUGGAGCUUUAUUCGCACCCAUAUUGUUGUAUAUAUGUGUUGCGCACGUAUAUAUAUUUAUUUAUAUAUAUAUAUAUAUAUAUAUAAAAUACCCCCUCCCCACCCUGCCGAAAGCUACCAGGCACGGCUAUGUCAGUUAAAAUGUUUUUUUCCACAUAAUCAACCUGAGCAACUAAUUUUUAUGAUACUUGAUUUCAAACAAGUUUUUUUCUUGCUUGUUACAUUGAAAGUUGGUUAUGUUUUCAUAUAUAAUGUAUGAACGAUUAAUAUAAAUGUAAUAUUUUAUAUGUGACUGGUUAUUUUACUUUUGCUAGGUUUUUUAACAGAAAUAAUGUUUUACAAAGAGAUAUUUCACUACCUGAUUCUUGUAAGGAAGAAAAAGUCAAAGUAUGGUAAAUAACAAAGACAAUAAAACACUAUAGUUAAAUUAAAAUUAUAUAACAUAACUAGGGCAAAAAGUUCAGAAAAUUAUAAUUUCUCACAUAGGAAAAAAAUAAAACUUCUUAGAAACAAAAGUGUGGAAGACAACUGAAGUGUGCAUGAGAACUUAAACAUUAAUUGCGUUAAUAUAUUAAAAUUGGUUGAUCAGUAAGUGGAAAUUAAUCUGAGUAAAAAUCAAUGAAAUAUUAAUCAACUUUCAAUGCAGUAUGUGUUUAAGGUAAAAGUUCUAAAUUAUUAUAACCACCACCAUCCCAAUUCGAAAACCAAAUAAUAUUCCUCGGAACGCUUACAAGACAAAUUGAAUUUUUUGUAUUUGCAGCUACCUUUUCGUCUCAGGUAUAUUUCUCAUAAUUUUUCCUUAAAAUUUUGUUAUUCUAAUAACCUUUUUGUUGUUUUGACUUCUCAACUCAAGACUUUUCUAAAGAGAUAAUCAUUACGCGGCCAUAAUAUGUGUUGUGCGUUUCAGUUUCAUUUCACUGUCUUAUAAUGUUGUUCUUAAUGUCUAUUUUUGUACUAUUGAUUGUUUUUUUUUACUUUUUGAGUAGUUUUUGUAGCACACCAAAUAAAGCCUUUUGUUUGCUUCCUGUUACAACAUUAUUUGCUACACGCCUUCUAAACAACAGGGUCUCAAAACGACAAACGUAAGUAAUUAGUUAUUAUAAGAGCACUAGGACCGUGUCUUUCAAGCAUAAUUCGUCGCAAACGCUUGUGCAAUGAUUAUUGUUUGAUAUAAAUGCGCGCACGAUCCAUCGGACCGUGGAUUGAACCUUUAAGGUUUGGAGUAGUGAAUACAAUGACGACUGAUUUAUUUGUUAUUUAAUGAAAUAAAAUUAUACUAGUCAUAUAUUGGAUAAGCGUAUAUAUAUUAGGGGUUAUACGGGAGGGGAGAGUUCUUUCUAUGUAAUGCAGUUACUGUUUUCUUUAUCAGUGUAGUACACAGUAUUGUGAAGGCUUUAUUUAUAGAUCUGCCAAGAGUACUGUAUUCACAUUAAUAUUGUAUUGAGUACUGUAUUUAUUAUGUAAUAGAGCGCUUAUUGGUAAUAUUGUAGUCAUGGUGUUACAAACAUCUCACAUAUCCCUGUUAGACAUAUCCCUAGCAUAUCGGACUCUACCCACAUAUCUUAUAGAAUUAAGUUUGUCUCUAUUUUGUCUAGUAUUAUAAAUACCAUUGUUAGUUAUCGUUUGAGAUGGUAGUUUAAUUGUUAGCAUGUCACGUUAAAGAUUUUCAUCAAAAAUUUAAAGAUUCCAUUUUAGCGGAGUCUUGUUCUUAUAUAUCAGAAGAUCCAUAUCCCUAAAAGUAUCCUGUAACACCAUGAUAGUGAGUCAGCUAAAGCCGAAAUUAAAAGGUUUUUUCCAAUCCUAGGGGAACAGAAUAUCUAAAAAUUAUAUAGUUUUUGAAUUUGAAUUUUUAUAAAUUUGAUAACAACUUUUGUAUGUUAUCUGAUGAACACGUUUCCCUUGUUAUUUGUCUGUAAUGCAGUGGGGCAAUAAAUUUAUAUGAGUAUUAAAAGACAAAGUUUUAUUUUGUAUUUAAUAAUUUGUGUACUAUUAGUGGCACAGAUGUCUCCAGUAAUACCUUAAGUUAUGUUAGAUUAUACUUAUAAUAAUACUAAGAAACAAUUGUACUGUUUUUUAGCCUUAUUUGGUUAAAUAAAAGUGUGUAUAUUUAAAA